AUGGGCAGGUCGCCCGACUCGCUGGACCUCGCGCUCAGCGCGCACUACCGCCACCACCUGGAGACCUUCCCCGAGAAGCCGGACGUCUACCUGCAGCCCGCCACGCUGCGCGUCUGGCAGCCCGCCAGGGACCGGGCGAGGCCGCCGCCCAGGUACGUGCGCCUACUGCACCCAGUCGUGCUGGGCGGCGAGGCGCGGCCGGGCAGUCCGCGCAGCCCCGGCCUGGCUAGUCCUCGCGACCACCUGGCCGGGCAGUGCCAGCCGCCUGCUAGUCCUCGCGACCACCUGGCCGGGCAGUGCCAGCCGCCUGCUAGUCCUCGCGACCACCUGGCCGGGCAGUGCCAGCCACCUGCUAGUCCUCGCGACCACCUGGCCGGGCAGUGCCAGCCGCCUGCUAGUCCUCGCGACCACCUGGCCGGGCAGUGCCAGCCGCCUGCUAGUCCUCGCGACCACCUGGCCGGGCAGUGCCAGCCACCUGCUAGUCCUCGCGACCACCUGGCCGGGUAG
Messenger RNA from Bacillus rossius redtenbacheri, 507 nucleotides. RefSeq names its product D(4) dopamine receptor-like. The transcript is spliced from 2 exons. The coding region runs from base 1 to 507 and encodes 168 amino acids. NCBI's taxonomy places the organism in Eukaryota, Metazoa, Arthropoda, Insecta, Phasmatodea, Bacillidae. The record is from RefSeq and is a predicted model, not a curated record.